AUGCUAAAUCCUGCUUCCCCGGUCUCCCCGACCUCUCUCGGGAGAAAGCGACCGCACCCCUCUGCUGAUAUCGAACCGUCCCCGCCGCCGCCGCCCCAGCAGCAGCGCGCGCCUCCCCGUCGCGACGGCCUCGCUGCUCUGCCGUCACCCUCUGUCUCCGCAUCCUCCAAUUCCUCUUCCUUCCGGAACGUCUCCGCAUGCAAUCGGUGCCGGCUGCGCAAAAAUCGCUGCGAUCAGCGGCUGCCGCGGUGCCAGUCUUGUGAAAAAGCGGGCGUCCGCUGCGUCGGUUAUGAUCCUAUUACGAAACGAGAGAUCCCUCGCAGUUAUGUCUACUUUCUUGAGGCCCGUGUGGCGUACCUCGAGAGUCUGUUGAUGGAGAACCAUGUUACGUUUAUGGAAGCGGCGCCGUUUGAUGAGGAAGGGGCUGUCAAGGCUGAGACGGGAUAUAACCCCGUCCAGCAGACGGGUGCGUCCAUUGUUACCGACUCGCCCGCGCCGGACGGGACUGAAGGGAAGGUUCCCCGUAUUAAGAGGGAGACAGACGAUCAGGCCGCUGCGAGGCCCGAAGGCGGGACAGAGAACGUGGAGGAUUCGGAGAGCAGCCGCAAUCCCGACAAGGAUGACUCCUGGCGCAUCAACAACCUCGUGUCGAACAUCGGCACGGUAUCCGUGCAGGGCACGUCAGAUCCCCGGUAUCUGGGCUCAACGUCGGGUAUCUCCUUUGCCCGUGUCGUCUUCGCCGCUGUCAAGAGCACCGUCCCCGGGAACCCGGCGGAACGCGGUCCCGCGCGUCCCAGCGAGCGUCUGCCGCACAGCGCGACGGGCACGGGGGGCAGCACCACGCGGGACUCUUUCUUCGGCCUCCAGACGAGACCGAUGAUGAAGUGCGCUGGUUUCCCGGACCGCGAGCUGGCCGAUAAGCUGUCGGGCCUGUACUUCGAACACGCGAAUCCCCAGAUGCCUAUCCUCCACCGGAACGAAUUCGUUGAGAUGAUGGAUCGCACCUACGCGGCCGACGAGAGGAGCCGCUCUCCUCGCAGUCUCUAUAUUCUGAACAUCGUCUUUGCCAUCGGCGCGGGGAUUAUUUUUGAUGAUAAACCGGCCGGCGAUGAGAAGGCUGCAGACCGUGACCAGUCGCCCUCGGCCUCUACGGCCAAGAAACCUCGAUUCUCCAGCCACCAAUACCAACCGGAGGAAUAUCACGCGUCGGCUGUCAUCCACCUUGAGUCCUUCCUGGGCGCGACUUCACCUGGGGGAGACGGGUUCGGCGCGUUGGAGGAACUGCAAGCGGUUCUUCUUCUCGCUAACUUCGCGCUUCUGCGGCCUGUUGCACCGGGUCUGUGGUAUAUCGUUGGGGUGGCCACGCGUUUGGCCGUGGACCUUGGCCUGCACUAUGAGGACGGCGCGGGUAUCGACUCGCCCGGCGACGACAGCUUUGGUCGUGGACCCGGCAAGCCCGAAGACGAGGCUAAAGUUCGGAUCGGUGAGCGCGAGCGCGGCCGGCGGGAAUGGGUCCGCGACCUCCGGCGGCGGCUGUGGUGGUGUGUAUACAGCUUCGACCGCCUUGUCAGCUGCUGCGUCGGUCGUCCGUUCGGUAUCAGCGACCAGGCUAUCAGCACGGAAUUCCCCUCGUUGGUCGAGGACACGUACAUCACCAAGACCGGCAUCACGGAGCCGCCCGAGGGCACCCCGAGCUACAAGUACGCCUCGUACCACUACUUCAAACUGCGGGUUCUGCAGUCCGAAAUCCACGACGUGCUCCAGUAUCAGCAGGCGCGAUUCGCGCGUCAGAGGGUGCCCUACGCGGCCCGGCGAGUCAUGCGCUCUGAUCUGACAUCGCCCUUCCUUCAUGGGUUCGAGUCGUUCCGGUCCUGGCGCAAGGACGUCCACCGCCGACUGGCGGAGUGGAAGCAGUCUGCUCCGACGCGUCGCGACACGGGGGUGCAAUUCUCUGUGGAGUUCCUCGAGCUGAAUUACUGGCAGGCGGUCAUUAUGCUGUAUCAGCAGAGUUUGACGGCGCCGGCGGAGCUCGCUGAUGAGGUGACUCCUGCUGAGGAUGUAUCUAGCCCGUCGUUCUCGAAUGUCGAUGAGGCUGACGAUGAAGAUGAUAUAUACUAUAAGGUUGCGGAGGCGGGUCAGAAGGUCAUUCGUAUAUAUCGCCAGAUGCAUCGGGUGCGUCUGGUGAACUAUACUUAUUUGGCUACGCACCAUAUUUUUAUGGCUGGUAUUUCUUUCUUGUAUGCCCUGUGGCACUCUCCAUUGGUACGGAGUCGCUUGACACUCGAUGAGGUCGACUUCACAGUCCUCGCCGCCACAUCCGUCCUCGGCGAUCUAAUGCACAAGUGCCCACCAGCCGAAGCAUGCCGAGACGCCUUCGAGCGAAUGAGCAAAGCGACCGUCCAAAUGUGCCUCUCGACAACCGGGUUCGGCUCCCAAGUCGACCUAACCCAGUUCCAAGCCGCCGCGAUAGCACCCCAAAACCCAGCUCCGCUAUACGCCGGCCGCCCCCGACAGUACCGCCAGCGCCCAUGGCCUGGUCAAAACCGCCGGCAAACCCAGAUGCGCCAGGCUCGUCCGAUGCCGCGGUUUGAUAUGAAUCUCGGCGAUCUGUUCGGCGAUCAUAACGGGGCUGUUCCCGAGCAGGCGGAUAAGCGGAAGCCCGUGCAAGUACAGCCUUACCCUGAAUCUUCCCCGCCUUUUUCGUCCGACCAGCGGGCGCAAUCUCAUCCUGCGUCUACGUCUCCGGUGGAGUUUUAUGGCUCGUACGAGAAUCCUGCUUCUCCGCAAACCUUGCAGCAACAGCAGCGACAACAACAACAACAACAACCACAACAGCAGCACCAGCAAUACUACUACAGCGGCUCCCCCCAAAGCGUCUCCCCAAACAGCAUCAACACCACCACCACCCCCACAACGCCGCCUUCCCCCCACCCACCGACCAAGGAAACGCAUCCGGAAUCGGCCUCGACUUCCUAG
Molecule: messenger RNA, 2976 nt
Organism: Aspergillus campestris IBT 28561
Lineage: Eukaryota; Fungi; Ascomycota; Eurotiomycetes; Eurotiales; Aspergillaceae
Product: Zn(II)2Cys6 transcription factor
Exons: 2
Coding region: 1-2976 (991 amino acids)
Biological process (GO): DNA-templated transcription; positive regulation of transcription by RNA polymerase II
Molecular function (GO): sequence-specific DNA binding; DNA-binding transcription factor activity, RNA polymerase II-specific; zinc ion binding
Source: RefSeq, a predicted model, not a curated record